Messenger RNA from Trichechus manatus latirostris (Florida manatee), 6077 nucleotides. RefSeq names its product YOD1 deubiquitinase (gene YOD1). The record is from RefSeq and is a predicted model, not a curated record. Gene Ontology annotation, molecular function: cysteine-type deubiquitinase activity. Gene Ontology annotation, cellular component: nucleus; cytosol. Gene Ontology annotation, biological process: protein deubiquitination; endoplasmic reticulum unfolded protein response. The transcript is spliced from 2 exons. Bases 1 to 1047 code for a protein of 348 amino acids. NCBI's taxonomy places the organism in Eukaryota, Metazoa, Chordata, Mammalia, Sirenia, Trichechidae.
AUGUUUGGCUCGACGAAGGGUGGCCAUUUUGGAGUUGCCCCGGCGGCUGGUUGCCCCGGCGGCGUCUCCCAACUUGCAGCCUGGACCAAAGCUGGACCCGCAGGUGCCGGGCCUGUGGGCAGCCGGACCGACACGAUGUGGCGGCUCCGCUGCAAAGCCAAGGAUGGCACCCAUGUUUUGCAGGGGUUGUCCAGCCGGACCCGGGUGCGGGAACUCCAGGGCCAAAUUGCCGCCAUCACCGGGAUCGCCCCCGGCGGUCAGCGAAUCCUCGUCGGUUACCCGCCGGAGUGCCUGGAUCUCAGCAACGAGGAUACCAUUCUGGAGGACUUGCCCAUCCAAUCAGGUGACAUGCUGAUCGUUCAAGAAGACCAAACCAGGCACAGAACUUCACCUGCAUUUGCAGAAUAUGGUGCUUCUAGUUACUACAGGGAAACUUCGCCCGUGCUUACCAGAACUGCAGUCCCAGCAGACAACUCUUGCCUCUUUACCAGUGUGUACUAUGUUGUUGAAGGGGGAGUCUUGAAUCCAGCUUGUGCCCCUGAGAUGAGACGCCUCAUAGCACAAACUGUAGCCAGUGAUCCAGAGUUCUAUAGUGAGGCAAUACUGGGAAAAACGAACCAAGAGUACUGUGACUGGAUCAAAAGGGAUGAUACUUGGGGAGGAGCUAUUGAGAUAUCAAUUUUGUCCAAGUUUUAUCAGUGUGAAAUCUGUGUAGUGGAUACACAGACAGUAAGAAUUGAUCGUUUUGGGGAAGAUGCAGGAUAUACCAAAAGGGUUCUGCUUAUUUAUGAUGGCAUCCACUAUGAUCCACUUCAGCGUAACUUCCCUGACCCAGACACCCCUCCUCUGACCAUUUUCUCUUCUAAUGAUGAUAUUGUUCUUGUACAAGCACUGGAAUUAGCAGAUGAAGCUAGAAGGAAGAGACAGUUUACUGAUGUAAACCGCUUCACCCUGAGAUGCAUGGUGUGUCAGAAGGGAUUAACUGGACAAGCGGAAGCAAGGGACCACGCCAAGGAAACAGGCCAUACCAACUUUGGAGAAGUGUGAGCUAUGCAUGAUGAGGGUUGAAGCCUACUACCUCACAGAUCCAGAAGGCUCUGGGCAUUCCAAUAAGCUAUUUGCGUAACCCGAAAGAACGAACGAACAAUGCUUGAACCACCCUUUUAACUUAAAACCACUAAGACACUGAAAUUCCUUGUUAAGAUUAAACUUAGUGUGCAAGUUUACAGAUGUGUGUCUAUAGUGGUGAUACCCUCUUUCUGCUGGGGUGACAGAAUAGGUGGUGCUUGCCACCUACUGACACUAACCUGAAGAUUGAGCUUUAGUAUUAUACACUAGCACCCAGCAGCAUUAACUUGUAGAAGAGAACAACGUCACAUGUUGGGUAAUGCAGGUCUCACAUGAGGCCACUGGACAUAUACCACAGUGUCUCCAGUAAUUAAGUCCUUUUAAUAACUCUGAAUGAGUUAAUAGUUUCUAAAUUAUGAAUUGAUUUCUCAAAAGAAGAUACUCAGAAUUGUCAAAAUUGAUUUUAUAUUGCAAUUUGGUAGACUUUAUAAAUGUGUACUUCACCCGUUAUAAGUACAUAUCAAGCAAUUUUUACAGGGAUGGGUCUGUUCCUUAAGAGUGUUACCUAAAAACAGGAACUGUUACUACCCUGUUAAGAUUUCUAAUGUAUAAAAGUAGAAUGUAUGAGGGAACAGGUGCCUGAAGCAGCUUACUGAAGCUUUAAAAGACCGUUGGCCUCAUGUUUUAAUGCAGUUUAUUUAUUGGUCUUUGUUACAUUAGAUAAAAUUUUUUAAUUAGGGUAUUUUUUUAAUUGAUGUUACUUGGAAUUUGAGUGCUCCAUUUUUGCUUUUUUACACGUAAAGAUUUGUCUGGAGGGAUUUGAUUUCCUUGGCUUUUUAAAAAUACUUCUCCGACUCCUGGAAAAAAAGUGUUUAUCCAAAGUAAUAAUGCUAUGCUUUUUUUAAAAAAAUCUUUUGCUUACCUAAGCAGUGUUUGUUUUCAUGUUAGCCUUAUUCCUCCACUAAUGACCUUUCAAAUAAUUUCACAUUUUUGCAAAUUAGCACUUUGCUUAUCAGCGAUCUUUUACUUUGCCUUUUGAAGGGUUUAAAGUAAUUGGGAUGAUGAUGUUGAUUGACUUAGUUUCACUUCCAAAAUAUGAAAGUUUUUAAAUCCUUGCCUUACUCAGCUUUCUCAGAAUUCUGCUUCUUCCUAUUACUAGAUGUGUAGCCAUUUGCUUGGUGGGCUAAUCCACAGGGCACACCCUCUAAAAUUUAGCUUCACUAUGAGCUCUUCCAGAUAAAGUGUUCUACCUCUUUUGAUAAUUCUUCGUAAGAUCAGGGAUGCUAAAUUUAAAAUUGUUACGUAUUUCUCACGUAAUGUGAAGAGGCUUAGUGUUGUGAAAUUCUGUUAGCAUGGUCUCAUUUUUGAUUAAGUAUCUCGCUUGGAAAACUAAUGGUAUACUUUAAAGCGUUUAUCUCUUUCAGCAGAUCUUGGCAAAUGUUUCAAAAUUAAGAUUUAGCACUUUCACCUGGUGAAGGUGGCCAUGUAAAAUUAGGAAACGUAAACAAUUUAGGGAAAAAGUACCUUUAAGGAACAAUUUACAAAGUAUGCUUGAAAUCAUCAAAUGACAUUUCUUGAGUACCUUUGUGCAUAUAGCUGCUUUAGGCAUUGUAAAUUAUUAUGGUCAGUAUAACUUAAAAGUGUUUAAUUUUCAAUUUACUGAGCCUUAAAAACAGCACUUGUCAGUUUACGAUACUUAGUGUUUGGCAAUCAUGUAUGUACAAAUGAAUAUGAUUGAAAAUCUCUUCACACCUGUCUGUCAUCUGGUCUAGAUAGUUUUUGUAUCUUUUAUUUCUUCUAGAAAAUGUUAAAUUUAAAACUGUCAAUCAGGUAUCACUGGAUAGAAUGAAUCAAAUUGAGCUUUAUGCAUCAUUGUUCAUAAAACUUGCCUUCCUUUCUUAGUACUUCAAGAGCCAAAGUUGACUUUUUGCUUACUGAAAUUUUAGGUCUAGGAGUUUAUUCAUGCAACAAGUAUUUAUUGAGUAAUUUAUAAUGUGCCAGUCAUGUAUCGGUGUAUUUCCUAACAUACAUUUCUGUCACUUUAAAAUUGAGUCUAUAUUUUAUCUACAGUGGUUUAAUUUAACAAAUGGAAAGAAAUAGAGUUCUGAUGUUUUACGUAAUUAAACCCUCCAUUUUAUGUGUUUUUGUUUACAUAUUUAAGCUUAAUACUUUUAUAGCAAGUGUCAAUUUAUUCCAGAGAUCUUAUUUUAUUGUGUUACCUGUUAUUUAGCUUGUCCAUUCACAGAUUGGACACUGAUAAUUCAGUCAAAUCGCUGUCGAUAAUGACUUUAUUUAUUAAUCAUCUGCUGAAAUUCAGCACUAGUCUUUCAGUGUUCUGACCGUGGAAUAUUCAAAAUGAAGCACUAUUUGUAGACCACUUGAUUUAAUUAUUGAGAAUUAAAAACCAAAAUUUGUUUAUUCUAAACUCAAGCUUGUGUGCCUCAUAUAAAGAUUUUUUUUUACUGUGCUUAUUACACUUCCAUGAAAUUAGUCAUUAAUAUGAGUAAAUGCUAAUCCUGAGAACUUUGAAAAUCUAUGGAUUUAGUACUUGCAGCAGGAUUAAAAGAAACUGUCUUAAAUUUGCACUUGAACAAAAUGAAACCCUCCUUCCUUUUCAUUUAGUUUUUGACUGCCAUAUAAGAAUAUUCUUUUAAUUAAAAUGAAGACCGUUUACAUUAGUGACAUAAUGAAGAAGACUGUAUUUUCCAGCCCCCUCCUUUUCCUUGCUGCUCUUUGGAUUUAAAGAUUAGGUGUAGUGCUAUACAGAUAGCCAUAUGUAUGCUGCAUCAUCAGGAUGUUACAUCUUAAUGGCUAAUAGUUGGUUUCUUAAUUAUUUCCCAUGAGUGAGAAAUGGGUACAGUCAAGUGGUGGUAGCUUGAAAGCUUGGCUGCUGGUCACCUUGACCUUGUUGGUAAGAACUAAUGUAGUCCUGCCACUUGAUUAUUCCAUGAAGUUCAAGUCCCAGCAAAAUCAUAAUCAGGAAUGAGUAACAUUACAUUAUCUCUCUAUACAUGCCCCUAAGUGCCCAUGCUUAACUUGCUUAUCUUGCUUAUUCCUUCUGUCCCAAGUAGGGAUUAAAACAUGGCUAUAGCAAGUUGCCCUAGCUAAGCAUAGUUUUCUAUGUCUUUUUGAAAAAAAAAUAUUGAGCAGUAUGCAAGAUUAAGUAACAGAGUGAUAUUUUUUCUUUACGAAUCAGGUGGCCUUCCUAACUUUCAUAUAUAAUUAAUAAUCAUGUUCUUUCAUGUAUUGAGACACACAUUUGUUGUUAUUGGUAGCACUUUAAAAAGUAUGAAAAAGUUUACAUGUUUGCCCUCUCUAGGGAUCUUGCUAAGGACAUUAAAAUAAAAUUCUUGAGCUGCUAACAAUUCAGCUCUUAAUCGUCUCUGGCCACCAGUGUAUCCACUGGCACAGCAUUCUGGUGUUUUGGUAAUGGUAGAACUCAAUUUCAGUAACUUUUAGGAGCAUGCUCUGUGCCCAGCAUUCAAAAUGUUGCUUCUUAUUAUAAUGUGAUCGUCAUCUAUCAUUUAUUACACAGUGCAGUAUUCAAAUUUGUUCUUGUAGCACAAAGACAACUAUAACAACUUCUAGAAGAUUAGAUUUCUUAAAACUUCCUUUACUUCUAAGCAAACUUAUUUUAAGGGGACCAGUUUUUUUAGUCAGAGGCCUGGAAAGUAACAUAUACAGGUGGCAUAAUUUUGAAGACUAGAGGGAAACACUUACUGAUUUGAAUAAGCUAGUUUAUUAACUAAAGCUUUCUUAUUAAGAGUUAUAAUAUUGCAGCACAUUUCAUCCAACUUAAAAAGAAUGUAAAACUUCUCCAAUUCUGCAAAGGUGUUCUAUUUUUCCUCCUCCAAAAAUUAGCUGACAUUUGUUUACGGUGCUUUGAACAUUUGCUUUAGGAAAAAAAAUAUUACACUGAUACUGAAUAUUUAGGGUGCUGAUUUGGGUCUUGAUUCAUAAAGAUUUAAAGAUUAAUAACCCUGCCAUGAUAUUUUUGGAUCAAAGGGAGGGAAGGGCAGGAGGGUAAAAUACCACUAAAAAAGAAGAGACUCUCAAAUGGAUGCAUUUCUGGUCAUGAAUUAGGUUUUUCAGAAAAAUUUUCAAGCACUGCCUUUGUGUCACCUCAACCCUUCUCCCCUAUUUCUUGGCAUAGAAUGUAGCAGGGCGGUAAGUGAAUAAGCUUGUUAUUAAAGUAUAAAACCAUGAAUAUAAGCAUUUUGCUAUGGUGUCUUUUUAUCCUUAGGUUUUAAAAAUAAAAACUUACACCUAGGAGUUUAGGGAUAGUGAACGUAUGAUUUGGUUACGUUGUAGGGUAAAUAGACAAGGUUAACUUAAGAAAGGUUUAGAAUUUCUAAGAUUACAUGACCUUGACUUUAUAACUGGUAUAGGACAGGUAGGUGUAGCCUACAGUUACUUAAAGGAACAGGAGACCUAAGUUCUUGUCAGUUUUCCAGUUCACCUUGGUGCCAUACAGGAUUCAGGCUGUUUACAGGAAAUAUAUACUUAGUAAAGAGUAAAUUUUUGUCCUUUAAAAAUGUGAAUUAAGCUAAAAAUACAGAAUAAAUACGUAUAGUUUGUCAAAGAAGAUAGAGAAUGACAUAGUCAUGUAAUUCCUGUGUUAAUGCAGUAGAGACGGAGAUUCCUGAAGCAAGAAGAAAACCACAAGUAAAGACUCAAAUUUAGAGCUUGGGAACAGAACUUGAAAAAGUAGGCAAGGGCAAAACAGAACAUAGUUCUGCUUUUCUUGGCAUAGAAAAUAUUUUUUCUUAAUGAAGAUGGAAAGUGUUUUUUUGUCUUAAAAAUGUUACUUUAUCUAUUUGCCAGCAUUUUUUGUAAGUUAAUACCCUGCUGCUACCUGGGAGAUGUCUAAUUUCAUUUUGUACAACUCUUAUGUGAUUUUGCCAUUGUCAUUAAGAUGCACUGAUUUUAUUUAUGAGGUGUAUGAUUUUAAAUGUCUAAAUGCUGUAUGAAGUGACUUGUUUUGAAGGAAUAAAUGGAGUGAAAACAUU